Myripristis murdjan (pinecone soldierfish) is the source of this 3848-nucleotide messenger RNA. RefSeq names its product testis-expressed protein 2-like. The record is from RefSeq and is a predicted model, not a curated record. Gene Ontology annotation, cellular component: endoplasmic reticulum. The transcript is spliced from 12 exons. The coding region runs from base 458 to 3394 and encodes 978 amino acids. Gene Ontology annotation, molecular function: lipid binding. Lineage: Eukaryota; Metazoa; Chordata; Actinopteri; Holocentriformes; Holocentridae.
UUAUGGCCGGCAGGUGCCGCGGAUCUUUGAAAGAAACGGCGGAGAAUGUGAGCGCGAUGUUUUAAUCGGAGUUUUGCGGGAUUUGAAAUGAAGAUUGGCUGCAAGGCGAGGAAAGUCGCCCGCUGCGGUCUGGAUGGUGCGCAUCAACCUGUGCAGCACAUCGCGCUCUGCCGCAUCCACACAGAUCACUGCAGCCUCCACUUCAGACACACGGCUGCUCAUGGCAGUGCUUCUCUUUUUUUUUUUUCAUUGCUCUGGACAUCUUCCAUCUCUGAAACUACAGGAGCAUUUUUUCAAACAUAUGAUGAUCAGGUUUCCAUGGUCCAAAGUGAUGGACAAGAUAUGGAUGUUAUGUCUAGAUGCAUCAACACUAGCACCAUGCUCGACUUCCUAGGCGACUGCUGCUCGGUUUGUCUGACCACAACUACUUCAUCGUAGCUCCUGGGUGACCGCCAGCAUGGAGGAGAGCAAGCUCAUCUUCAGCCUGGAUGGGAGCAGUGAGGGCCCCACCGUGGCCUUCUCUAAAGACACACCAGAGACUGGCGAGAGCAGGCCUGACUUCAGCCUAGGGAUAGAUUUGGAUCUAAGUCAAGGCCACCGCUCACAGCCGUUCUUCAUACCUCACUCACCUUCCUCCCCAGGUUCCCUGGCUGACCUGUCAGCCUCAUCAGCAGGCUUUCUUGUCACCACCAACCUGGUCAAAUCCUCAUCCACAGAGCUUGAGCCCAGAGAGAGCAGCUCUCUGAGAUCCAAACCUCUGCUUAGCCUGGUCAAGUCCCUGUCCACUGAGAUCUCACGCCGCGGUGAGCCAGAGGUCAACCUGUCCAAGUCAGAUUCCAAGCUCAACAUCCACCCCUGGAAGCAGCUGACCCAGCCCAAGAUCCCAGAAGCCAGACCUGAAGCAAGGGCGCUGCAUGGGGAUGAUGGCUGGGCGUCACCUUCCUCCCCAGGCAGCUUGUCUCCCACUGAGCCACGGGGCAGCUCACUGAUCGCCGAGCUGGAAGACACACGGAGGAAGUUCUCUGAGGUCAUGCAGGACCCUCUGAGCAUGCUGAGUAAAAUAAUGGGGGAUGAAAGCUCAGGCAGCUCCAAACAGGGGAGGGGCUCUGGUGCAGGGGACUCACCAUCAUCCUUGGGGAGCUGUGGAAGAGAAGGGAGCAGGACCCCAAACAGUGAAGAUGGGGGAGCAGACACUCACCUUAAGUGCCGGAGAAGAACUGAUGGUGAGCAUAGAGGUGUGUGUGACACACCGCUGAGAAGACUCCAGAUGGGUUCCUUAAAAUCCUCUCUGUCUUCAGAUGCCCAUGGCCACAGCAGAGGCAGCCAUUAUGAGAUCCACACCUACGGAGAUAUGCUUCAGGUGGUGGAGCUCCAGGGUAAAUCCCCUGGGACACCUCGAUUACCUCGUGCACAAUCUCAGGGCAUGAUUGCUGGGGCAUCAGUGCCUCUUCGUUGGCUUUUCUGUGUGGGUCUCCUAGCUUAUGGGUUCUUUGUGCUGCCCCUGCCCACCUAUAUGACGGGCCUGUCUGUGGGGCUGGCCUGUGGAUUUAUGUUGGGCCUGGUGGUGGUGUUCAUGUUCGCUCCUCAGCGCUCCACCGCCAGAAGCAAACAACCCAGCGCCCUGUACACAGAUCCACUGAACAGGGAGCUCAGGGAGGCAGAAAUCAUAGAGGGCUGGAUGAACGAGGUGUACAGCUAUGAUCCAGAGAUUUACCAGCCCUCUGUCACACACUCUGUUUAUGCCACGCUGGAGGGCAGCCGGCUGCGCCUGGCAUACCCACGUGCCAAUAUCCCCCGGUGGGCAGCUUUCGACGAGACACCCCAUGAGGCCGCGUUUGUGCGCUCACGCACUUACCAGCUGGCCAACUGUAAGGUGUCUCUGUUGCCUCCUGUGCUGGCCCGCAAAAGGGUGUGGAACAAGAAAUACCCCAUCUGCAUCGUCCUGGCGGAGGGAGAGGUUGGGGAGGAGAGCCUGAUCGAUGGGCAGGAAGAGGAGGAGAAGACCGAGAGACAGAUGAUCCUGGACCCACAGCGCACUGUUACCCUCUACCUGUUUGGACGGACUGGAAGAGAGAAGGAGGAGUGGUUCCAGCAUUUCCUGUCUGCCUCCAAAGCUGGAGCCAAGAGCAGACUCAGCAAGGAUGACUGCAAGACAGACUCUGUGGGUGGUGGAGAUUCUGUCAAAGGAAGCGAAGAGGAGCUGCAUGACUUGCCUGGGGCUACAAAAGCACGGGUGCUAUUGGACUACAGUUCCUAUAUGACUCAUCUGAUUGGCUCAGAGAGUGGCAAUCACACCCCCAGCCCCUGCCACAGUGACCAGGGAAGCCCCACAACCCAGAAAAAGAUCCCUAAUGAGGAGUGUGGCUCAGGAGGCACAGCUGGAGCUGAGUCUACAGCAGCGACCACAGCAGGUGGAUGCCCCAUGGAGUGCCAGCCCACCUGGGUGAACUCCCUGGUGGGCAGGAUCUUCUGGGACUUUCUUCGAGAGAAGUACUGGACAGACCAGGUGGCACACAAGAUCCAGAGGAAACUCACCAAGAUCAGGCUGCCAUAUUUUAUGAAUGAGCUGACGCUGGCUGAGCUGGACAUGGGCACCUGUCUGCCCCAAGUCCUCAGCACCUCCAAACCUUCACUGGACCGCAGAGGCCUGUGGCUGGAGCUGGAGGUGGUGUACACCGGCUGCCUUCAGAUGACCUUGGAGACUAAGAUGAACCUGUGUAAACUUGGCAAGGAGGGUGGGGUCGAAACACACAGCAUGCUAGAGACCUGCCAAGUAGGCUCUAAACCCAGGCUGUGUGUACUGGCUGAUAGUGACGAGGAGUCUUCCAGUGCUGGGUCAUCUGACGAAGAGGAAGCCCCCCCCACAGAGCCCCAGGGACCUCCGGGAGAUAAAAGCACACCAGUAGGAGCUGAUGGGCACGCUGGUGGCAGCACAAGCAGGAAGAUCCUGAGAUUUGUGGACAAGAUAGCCAAGUCCAAGUACUUCCAGAAGGCCACGGAGAACGAGUACAUCAAGAAGAAGAUCGCCGAGGUGUCCAACAUGCCUCUGAUGCUCACCGUGGAGGUCCUGGAACUCUCCGGGACUCUGGUCAUCAACAUCCCACCUCCCCCUACUGACAGGAUAUGGUACAGUUUCCAGGUGCCACCCAGGUUAGACCUUCGUGUGCGUCCCAUGCUGGGCGAGAGGGAGGUCACCUUCACCCACGUCACCGAGUGGAUUGAGAGGAAACUGCAGUGUGAGUUCCAGAAAGUGUUUGUCAUGCCCAACAUGGAUGAUCUGUAUCUACCCCUGAUGACUUCUGGCCUUGAGGAUCCGACUCCAUCCCACCAGUCUCCCGCUCAUUCCUCAUCCCGUCAGUCGUCUGUGGAGUCCCAGGAAUACCUAUCAGAGUAGCUGAGGCCACAGGUGGAACUACCUUAAUGUAACACAUUGCCAAUGUGUGGCUAUUAGCAUGGAUCCCUGAUGGAUUCUUUUAUGGUGCUGUAGCUCGAUGUUACCCCUGAAUGUGUUUAUCGUAACGAGAAUAGGGUGCAGCUGGCACACAUAAGGUAAGGUGGCACACAGAGUGACAUGGUUUUACACUGAAUGGCAGUGACCUGGCAUCUCUGCGACUUUUGGUAUAAAGCCCCGACUGUAGAGAUGCUCUGGACAGCAGUGAAAGCACAUUAUUUCAACACUGUUUUUCAAGAGGGGAUGUCUGACCUUCACGAAAGACGCUUUAAAAGAUGCAAAAGAUGCAAGACUGAGCUACUGCAAGUCUUGCAGAUAACCCCGUGAAGGUGACUCUUGCACUGUUGAUAACUUCUGUUUCGAAAAGUUGCUGCUUGAACUAUCUAGACUGUGGGGG